AUGGAGUCCUGCCUGGAGGCCCUGCCGUUUGAACUUAGCAGCACUAUCGGUCGGUUUCUCCCUACUUACGCUGACCUUGCAGCAACCUCGAGGACAAGCAAGAGCUUGCAUGCCGUCUUCAACCCGCUCCUGUACAGACGGGCUUCGGACUCCAAGAAGAAUUUCGCCCUUUUCUGGGCAGCCGAUACAGGCCAAAGUCGGACCGUGGAGCUCCUGCUGGAUGCUGGCACUGAUCCGAACCUCACCUGGUGGACCAACAGAAUAGGCCAACGGCCCUUGGACCGGGCCGUUCCUCCGGGCUUCGUCGUACGUUGGCAUACUGGCGAUGGCGCAAGAAAGCAUUCCUGGCACUGGACCGCCUUACACCUUGCCUCGUUAAGAGGUCAUGAGGCAAUUGCCGUUUUGCUCCUCGAUCGAGGGGCCGAUAUCGAUAGGCUGGCACGAGGCCUCUUCUCCGACCUGUCGCCGUACAGGAGGGCCACGGUACCCGGCACCGGUCAGCUUGUGGGCCUAAAGACGCCCUUGUACAUGACAAUACGUGGUAAUCACGAGUCGAUGGCUAGACUUCUGAUUGAAAGAGGCGCCUCGAAAUACGUAGCUUGUCCUUAUCCCCAGGAUGAUGACAGCUCCAAGCCUGGAGGGUAUACUGCUCUCCACGCUGCUUGCAGGUACGGGCAGCUUCCCCUGGCCAAGUUCCUUGUGGACGAAGAGAGCCAUCAUGCGGAUAUCAAUUCCGGUAGCUUGAGUGGUGGGACACCACUGACAAAUGCAUACGUGGGCGCACGAUGGGAGUGCUUUGACUGGUUGCUAGAGAAGGGUGCAACAAUGGCCAGCGUGCCCGAUACCGCACCGCCAAUGCUCGCGGACGCCAUCCAUUGCCACAGAUUUGCCGACGCAAAUCGGUUGAUCGAUAGAGGCCAUGCAAUAGAGGUUACUGACGACAUGCGGCCCUUUUGCAUCUACGCCACUCACCCAACUGAAGUCAAGCAGCAGACUGGCCAUCAUCUACCUUUGCCAGUGAAGGCUGCUAGGAGUGCUAUACCAGAGGCAGUACGCUAUCUCCUAGAAAACGGCGCAGACGUCAAUGCCUUCCAGGUGAACUGCGACACGGCAUUGAUGUCGGCCUGCACCAUGGUGCCUCCACCCUUUCGUGCGAGGCCUCCUACAGUCCGAGGCCCACCAAGGCCACCGUUCAUCCCACUAUCGCGCGUCGAGAUUGUCACCAUGCUACUCGAAGCUGGUGCUGAUGUGAACCUGAAGGGCCAUGCGGGACGGACUGCUCUCAUUGUCAUCAGCAGUGCACCGCCAAGUGGGCCCAAGCUAGACAUCGUUCGUCUCCUUCUUGACCACGGAGCUGAUCCGCACGAGUCACACCAGUGGUAUCUGUCUGCGUUCGGAUCCGCGUUCGUCGCCAACGAUCUUGAAUCGUGCCGGUUGAUGUGUGCCAAGCACCCGCUUCACCAGCCCAGUUACCCGGCCCUCAUCCGCCUCCUGCUUGGGUUACGGUACAGAGCGCCUCUAGAAAAGCUAGAAUUCCUGCUCGAAAUCGAUGAGUAUGAUUCGCUUCUAAGAUCUGAUGAGGCCCUCUUGCAGACGUUCAAAUUCCGAAACAACGCAGAAGCCUGUAUUAUCAAGCUGCUGGAAAGAGGGGCCAACUACGAAGCUGCCUGGGAGGACAACAAGAUUGCCCUUACCCAAGCCAUGAAGAAGAGCUACGUCGAGGUUGCCAAAGAGUUGCUAAAGCUAGGUGCAAACCCGAACGUUAGGAACAAGUACGGAACUACUCCGCUUGCCCAGGCAGUGGUGUGGCCAGAUGAGAACCAGAGACUAGGUCUGGUAGAAGCGCUCUUGAAGGCUGGAGCUGACAUACACAUGCCGAACGGCUCUUGCUCCUGCAGUGAAAAAUCAGACAUAGCUGUCGAGGAAACGCCACUGGAGGCAGCUAUAUCAGCGCAGCGAGACCGUCGGGACCCCGAAGUACUGGAGAUGCUACUCCGCUACCAGCCGCUAGACAGUUGUCCGGACGAAUUGUUGCGUCGCGCUCUCUACGCUGCAUGCGAUUCAGCAAAUUUCCCUGCAUUUAAGGCCAUCGUGGAUUCUGGCGGGGAUGAGAUUGUCAAACAAAAGGUUGAUCUGUUCGUGCUGGGCAUUUCUUGGGAUAUCCUGCACGAACAAGUCGAGACUGUCGCGGACAUGGAUGAGGCAGUGAGUAUUCUGGGCCACGUCUUGGAACUGGCGACGCCUUCGCCAGACAUCGCCCAUAAGUGCCUGAGGAAGCUUAUUGCACACUCAACGCGAACCUUCAGGAAACAAUUUCCAAGGGCGCCACCUGCCAAGGUCGGAAUAUCCUGGUGUCUGCGGCGGAGGAUUCGGUUCCUAGAUAACAGCACGUCCAGUGUGAUCAUCGCCAUCAAGCCGUACCAGCCACAUCCCUUUGCACCGGCGACUCAGACACUCGGAGAGCUUGGCGAACGGCUGCUGCUUGAGGCGAAAAGAAGUCGCGAGCCUGAGAUGAAUUACUACUGCACGUUCUUCUCGUGGUAUGGAAAAUGGUCGCAACCAGCUCCUGAUGAUUAUUUUACAAGCUCAAGUAGUUCAAGUGAUGAACUCGCAGACUAG
Molecule: messenger RNA, 2619 nt
Organism: Neoarthrinium moseri
Lineage: Eukaryota; Fungi; Ascomycota; Sordariomycetes; Amphisphaeriales; Apiosporaceae
Exons: 4
Coding region: 1-2619 (872 amino acids)
Molecular function (GO): protein binding
Source: RefSeq, a predicted model, not a curated record